This is a messenger RNA of Talaromyces atroroseus, 2277 nucleotides long. RefSeq lists its product as hypothetical. Gene Ontology annotation, cellular component: nucleus. The coding region runs from base 1 to 2277 and encodes 758 amino acids. The record is from RefSeq and is a predicted model, not a curated record. The transcript is spliced from 8 exons. Gene Ontology annotation, biological process: mismatch repair; DNA double-strand break processing; DNA recombination. Lineage: Eukaryota; Fungi; Ascomycota; Eurotiomycetes; Eurotiales; Trichocomaceae. Gene Ontology annotation, molecular function: 5'-flap endonuclease activity; 5'-3' DNA exonuclease activity.
AUGCCCCCUAUCCGUGCACUAGAUGACUGGGCUGCGAGCCGCGCAUAUUCCCUUGCUCUUUCCAGCUUAAAAGGAACCGUGAUUGGCAUCGAUGCUACCUACUACCUCCACCAGCAUUUGCACCACCCGUCUACUCGCGAGCCGCUUCUGAUUGCCCUGGGAGGCUUCCCGUUUGCACUCCGAGCCAACAUCGAACGUGAGCUGAAAGAGCUCAAGGAGCUGGGUGUUGGCGUCCUUUUCGUCUUUGACGGUCUCCAAUUCGGCGUCGAAGAAUCACAGAACCGUGUACGGAAUGAGUCUAGGCGUGCCGACUCUGCCCGCGCUUUUGAGCAGGCUUGGGACUUAUAUGAUCAGCAACAAGCCGAUCAGGUGGUUGAUGCUUUUAGUAAUGCUGGUGAGCGCAGCGAGAUUAACCGAACGGGAGUGAAUGAGAUUGCUGACUUGUUUGUUCCUUUUGAAAUAACAGGCAACCCAGAGCCGGUCGAGUUUUACCGAUUCCUGCAGCGAAUUCUCCAUGAGAAUAAUAUCGAUUUCUUUGUAGCUCCCUAUAGCGCUGCCGCCCAGCUCAAGUACUUUGAGAGCGCACCCAAACCGUUCAUAGAUUUUGUCUGGGGCUCUACGGAUGUGCUUCUAUUCGACAUUGAGAAAGUUAUCCUCAAACUCGACCUCGAGGCUAAUCAAUUCUUCUGGGUGUCAAAGGAGAACUGCAAGGAAGAAUUGGGCCGGCUCACCAGUGAGCAGUUUCUGGACUUUGGGCUCCUGCUAGGCUCUCGGUUCCUCCGAACAUUCCCUCCUUUUGAGAAUCCCACUUUCCCAGGGAAGCCAUGGAACAUUCGCGAUGCACUCAAUAUGUUCAACAAUGCAAAUCGCCAUGCCACCACUCUAUGUUCACAGUUUGAAGAGGACCGUCGUGUGCAGGACCUCCAGUAUCUCGACCGCUAUAAACGAGCUUAUAUGUCGGUCAAACAUCAUGUAAUCACUGAUCCCGAAGGUCGAGUGGGACCGUUGGAUCCAGAGACUGCUCCAUCAGACGUGCAUGAACUGAUCGGUCAGCGUUUACCCGAGGAGCUGUACUAUUACAUGUCGAGAGGCAUCAUCGGGUCUAAUAUUCCCAACUAUCUGACUUCUGGGCAGCUGACUGUGCUACUGCCCUUUGGUGUUGAAGAUUCUGAUGUCUACCGCCAUCUCACCGGUGAUUUGCUGAUGCCAGUUCGCGAACAAGCUAUCUGCUUGCUCUCGAAUUGUCUUCAUCGGUUCUAUCAGACAAAGGUCAUUAAUGUGCGCCUCUGGUAUGAGGAGAACACAGACCGCACCAUGAAUCUUAAAACUCUACCGUCACUCAGAGAAGUUCUUCGAACCUGGAGGAUCAGUCAUAAGCAGUUGCCCAGCGAGCUGGCUAACAGUCAGACUUCUCGUGCAUCGUUAAAGUUCGCCAUAGAAAGCUUGAAGAACUCAGCAUUUGUAUCGAAGACUUUUGCUUCUAAAGACUCUUUGCCACUGUCCUCGGAAGACGAGAUUGUGCAUCAGACUAUCUUGGGUUUCCUACAGCUCCGUGGUUAUGUGAACAAUAAACAUGAGCUCACAGACUGGGGCCGAUGCUUUAGCGAGGCCAUUAACACGCUUGAUACAACUAAAACUCCGGUCGAUCUACAGAGUUUUGAAUCAAUUUUCACUGCUGUCGAGAUGCUGCGUCUGGGGGUUUUGGGUCCUAACGAUUGGUUCCCGAAUCACUCUGGCGGUCCGAUGCGAGGCUCAGAAGAGGACAAAUCGUAUAAUCUCCUAGUCUCGCGAGUAGCAUGUAUCGGAAAGCUUAAACAUAAGCCCAUUGGCUACUCCGGACCGCUCAGUCGACAGCUUCUUUCUUUCCGUUCAUUAGUCGCUGCCGUACGACGAACUCUAAGAGAGUUGAUCGAAGUAAUACUCACUUCAAUGCUGUUGAGCGGUGAAGUGGAUCGAAGUAUCGGCAACGAAGGGCUGACGGCACUUGCUUUUAAACUACCUUUUAUUGAUGAUAAUGAUUGUGGACUCGGUAUCGCAGUGCGAACGUAUCUUGAUGACCUGCUCUACCAGCCUGAAUCGUCGUCCCCUAAAACGCGGGAAGAGGUUAGGGCUAAGGGCAAGGAGUGGUUCCAGCAUAGUGAGAGCUUCGAAGCAAACUUGGACACCGCUUUUACCUUAUGGGAUGCGGUCUAUACGGCAUCUCAGCAUGCGCCGAAGAGCUUUAAGGGGGCCAAACAGUGGGAAGAUGCCAACAAAUGGCUGGCUGGCCAACGCUGA